UGCAGCAUAAUAAAAUGGCUAAUCAGGUGAAUGGUAAUGCGGUACAGUUAAAAGAAGAGGAAGAACCAAUGGACACUUCCAGUGUAACUCACACAGAGCACUACAAGACACUGAUAGAGGCAGGCCUCCCACAGAAGGUGGCAGAGAGACUUGAUGAAAUAUUUCAGACAGGGUUGGUAGCUUAUGUCGAUCUUGAUGAAAGAGCAGUUGAUGCUCUCAGAGAAUUUAAUGAAGAAGGCACCCUCUCUGUGCUCCAACAGUUUAAGGAAAGUGACCCGUCUCAUGUACAGAACAAAAGUGCUUUUUUAUGUGGAGUUAUGAAGACCUACAGGCAAAGGGAGAAACAAGGGAGCAAGGUACAAGAAUCAACGAAGGGACCUGAUGAGGCAAAGAUUAAGGCUUUGCUGGAGAGGACUAGUUACACACUAGAUGUAACCACAGGACAGAGAAAAUAUGGUGGUCCUCCUCCAGAUAGCGUGUACUCUGGUGUACAACCUGGCAUGGGGACAGAGGUUUUUGUAGGUAAGAUGCCAAGAGAUUUAUAUGAAGAUGAGUUGGUACCACUGUUUGAAAAGGCUGGUCCCAUUUGGGACUUACGCCUUAUGACGGAUCCUCUGUCUGGUCAGAAUAGAGGGUAUGCAUUCUUCACCUUCUGUGGAAAGGAUGCUGCACAGGAAGCUGUCAAGCUGUGCGACAGCUAUGAAAUCCGUCCUGGUAAACACCUUGGAGUGUGCGUCUCGGUGGCAAACAACAGGCUGUUUGUUGGAUCGAUUCCAAAGAAUAAAACCAAGGAAAACGUAUUGGAAGAAUUCAGCAAAGUCACAGAGGGUUUGGUGGACGUUAUUCUCUAUCAUCAACCCGAUGACAAAAAGAAGAAUCGGGGGUUCUGCUUCCUUGAGUAUGAAGGCCACAAGUCUGCAGCACAAGCCCGACGCAGGCUUAUGAGUGGGAAAGUCAAAGUCUGGGGCAAUGUUGUGACCGUGGAGUGGGCCGACCCUGUGGAAGAACCAGAUCCGGAGGUGAUGGCCAAGGUGAAAGUUUUAUUUGUGAGAAACUUGGCCACUACAGUGACAGAGGAAAUUUUGGAGAAAUCCUUUUCUGAAUUUGGAAAACUAGAAAGGGUGAAGAAGCUGAAAGAUUAUGCAUUUGUUCACUUUGAAGACCGGGGAGCAGCAGUUAAGGCCAUGGAUGAGAUGAAUGGGAAAGAAAUAGAAGGGGAAGAAAUUGAGAUAGUGUUAGCCAAGCCUCCAGACAAGAAGAGAAAAGAACGCCAGGCUGCAAGACAGGCCUCCAGAAGCACGGCGUAUGAAGAUUACUACUACCAUCCCCCACCUCGUAUGCCACCUCCUCUGAGAGGCCGAGGGCGCGGUGGGGGAAGAGGCGGUUAUGGCUACCCCCAAGAUUACUAUGGCUAUGAAGAUUAUUACGAUGACUACUAUGGCUAUGAUUAUCAUGACUAUUGUGGAGGCUAUGAAGACCCCUACUAUGGCUACGAUGAUGGCUAUGCAGUAAGAGGAAGAGGAGGAGGAAGGGGUGGGCGCGGUGCUCCGCCACCACCACGGGGGCGAGGAGCACCACCUCCACGAGGUAGAGCUGGCUAUUCACAGAGGGGGGCACCUUUGGGACCGCCGAGAGGAGCUCGGGGCGCGAGAGGGGGCCCUGCACAGCCGCAGAGAGGCCGUGGUUCACGUGGAGCUCGGGGUAACCGUGGGGGCAACGUAGGAGGCGAGAGAAAGGCCGAUGGGUACAACCAGCCUGAUUCCAUGCACCGUCAGACCAACAGCCAGCAGAACUGGGACUCCCAGCCCAUCGCCCAGCAGCGGCUUCAGCAAGGUGGCGACUAUUCUGGUAACUAUGGCUACAGUAAUGACAACCAGGAAUUUUAUCAGGAUACUUAUGGGCAACAGUGGAAAUGAAGUAGACAAGU
This is a messenger RNA of Trichosurus vulpecula (common brushtail), 1927 nucleotides long. Its product is annotated as heterogeneous nuclear ribonucleoprotein R-like. The coding region runs from base 15 to 1916 and encodes 633 amino acids. The transcript has a single exon. Gene Ontology annotation, molecular function: mRNA binding. The record is from RefSeq and is a predicted model, not a curated record. Lineage: Eukaryota; Metazoa; Chordata; Mammalia; Diprotodontia; Phalangeridae. Gene Ontology annotation, cellular component: nucleus; ribonucleoprotein complex.